AUGCAAUGGACUUGUAGCCCAACCAAUCAAAUCCGCGCUAUCCGAAAAUAUAUUUAUCGAACUGCGCAAGUUGGUGAACAUAUUUUGGUGCUGCUCAAAGGUCUAAAUACUACUGAUAGCAAGCGUAACAAACAACGCAUAAAUUUCAUAGAAUAUCGCACAACUUACUUGGACUAUUACAUUCGAAGUAAUUCACGAGAAAGUCCUAGGCAACGCUGUAAAAUGCCUUUUCGAACAAUUACAUCCACUCAAGGAGAAGUCUGCCUUUUUCCAGAAGCAAUGUCUGCACGACUUUGCAAGAGAAUUGGCAAUAUUUUUGGCGAGAAGCUUUCAAUGACUGAAACAUCCGAAUCAGUUAGAGUUCGUUUGUUUUUAUUAAAAUAUUGGUGGAAUGAACACAUUUUUCCUAACAGUAAAUAA
Messenger RNA from Meloidogyne enterolobii, 420 nucleotides. The record is from the annotation of a GenBank genome assembly. NCBI's taxonomy places the organism in Eukaryota, Metazoa, Nematoda, Chromadorea, Rhabditida, Meloidogynidae.